This is a messenger RNA of Fomitopsis serialis, 1024 nucleotides long. RefSeq lists its product as uncharacterized. Lineage: Eukaryota; Fungi; Basidiomycota; Agaricomycetes; Polyporales; Fomitopsidaceae. The transcript has 3 exons. Bases 50 to 1024 code for a protein of 324 amino acids. The record is from RefSeq and is a predicted model, not a curated record.
CACGCAAGGCCGUUCCAUACCCUGAGCUUCAGUCCUCUCGUAGGCGGCAAUGGAAAGCCAGAGAUAUCUGGCCAGCCUCUGGCAGUCGACUUGGGACUCGUCUCAGCUCUACCUGGAACAGGGAUCGAGCUUUAGUAGGCCAUUCACUUCGGCAAGCCUGAGUGUGCUGCAGAUAGAGGAUGCAAAAACGGUCUUCGCCAACACCCUCGUCUUCCCCGGAUAUGCGGCGACAGCCUCGCUGCUCGUAUUGCUCCUCCAGCUAAUCGCGCACUCGGAACCCGUGAAGAAGUUGUACAAGAGGCUUGCGACCUCGGAGAACGACUCAGCAGACGAGAUAGAGGAUGAAAACGUAGACGAUGCUGUUGGGGAACAACAGCAUUUGUCCGUUGUCUCACAACAUAUGGCUCAAUACGGUGGACCGGUCAUAUUCGCUUACCGUGUUCUGCGUCUCCUGUGCACGCUUGCCCUCCUUGCCUUAUCCAUCCUCACCGCGGUCUUUACUUCUCGCCAAGUCUCCUCGCCUUUGAACUCCAAGGUCUUGCCGCACGUUGCACUCUGCUUGACAUAUGGCUACUCGUCGCUUCUCGGCAUACUCUCUGUCGCAGUCAACGCGAGAUCCGCUAAGCUCGCAACGCAUCACUUGGCCCUAGUGCUGGCUUUCACAUGGAUCGUGUUCGUCUACCGCGACGUUUGGCCUCUUGCCACCUACACUCUUCAGCCGAUAGACGGAGCGGAAGGCGCACUCCUAUGGGGAAAGUUUGCUCUACUCACUGUUGCGGGCGUAGUGGUGCCGCUGCUUGUCCCUCGGCAGUACACACCCGCUGACCCAAGGAUGCCUGGAAGCCGAUCCCGAGCAAACGGCGUCGCUGCUCUCGACGAUGCUUUCCUGUGGCUAGACCCGACCGUCUUCGAGGCGUACAAGGUCCCGCACCUGCCAUCGAGAAGCUCCCGCCGCUCGCCGACUACGACAGCGCGAAGCAUCUCGUCAAGCGCAGCUUCAAGCGGCUCGACCCGUUCCAAGUGA